AAAAAAGCAUCCAAAAUCAUUGAAAAGCAUUUGCGAAAUCAGAAUUUAUAGUUUUUGAUUUUACUAAGGUGAUAGAUGAUCCAUUAGCGAUUAGACUAGGUUGGGAUACUCCUUUGAAAUUAGAAGAGUAAAAUCUAAAAAUUAGUGAAUCUUUGUUCACAAUGAAAAAAUUAUCCUUAAAUGAUGCUUGUACUAUUGCCGAAUCUCAUGGUGAAAUAUACCUUUCAACUGAAUACAAAGAUAACAAAACCCCAUUAAUAUGGCGCUGUUCUAAGAAUCAUACAUGGUAUGCCCCACUUCGUAAAAUUAAAAAUUGUGGAACAUGGUGUCCACAUUGUGCAGGUAAAGUAAAACGCACUCUUGAAGAUAUCAAAAAAAUCGCAUUAUCUAAACAUGGAGAGUGCCUCUCAACUAAGUAUAAGGAUAAUCAAUUGCCAUUAUUGUGGCAUUGCAAAGAAAACCAUUUAUGGCAUGCAACUCUUGGCAAUGUGAAAAGUGGUAAGUGGUGUUCAUAUUGUGCAGGUAAUGCUCGUCUUACUCUUGAAGAUGCCAAGCAAAUUACACUUAGCCGAAAUAGUAAAUGUCUUUCGACCACAUAUAGAAAUUCUGAUACUCUAAUGAUGUGGAAAUGUCAUAAAGGUCAUAUUUGGAAUAGCCCGCUUGAAAGUCUUUUAAUUUGUUUUUGAAGAAUAUGACUAAUUUACCUUGAUUGAUACUAACUUGUUUAUCUCCCCAUGAAGAUUAAGAUUGGUAUUUACGUACAUCACGACGAAUAAUAAUCUGUGUGGUGCAUAAUUUUUAUUAAUGUUAGACAAAACUAUCUAAAAAGCCAGCAAACUGGACAUACCGCCGCUUUUUCUUGUAACCACGUUUCCCAAUCCUUUUGAAUGUUUGCAUCCUAUUAAAAAGGUGCACAGGGUUAGAAAUACGGUAAUAUAACA
This is a messenger RNA of Rhizophagus irregularis DAOM 181602=DAOM 197198, 941 nucleotides long. The record is from RefSeq and is a predicted model, not a curated record. NCBI's taxonomy places the organism in Eukaryota, Fungi, Glomeromycota, Glomeromycetes, Glomerales, Glomeraceae.